Xenopus laevis (African clawed frog) is the source of this 2065-nucleotide messenger RNA. It is a transcript of the gene uck1.S, whose product is annotated as uridine-cytidine kinase 1 S homeolog. The record is from RefSeq and is marked provisional. Gene Ontology annotation, molecular function: kinase activity; uridine kinase activity; cytidine kinase activity. Gene Ontology annotation, biological process: CTP salvage; CMP biosynthetic process; UMP salvage. Lineage: Eukaryota; Metazoa; Chordata; Amphibia; Anura; Pipidae.
CUUUGUUUUCUUGUAGGCUGCGGUGACCGCAGGGUGGUCGUGCCAUGGCUUCCGCGGGGAGCCUGGAUGUACCAGAGCGGGGACACCAGCGGCCUUUCCUUAUCGGAGUGAGCGGCGGCACUGCCAGCGGCAAGUCUACAGUAUGUGAGAAGAUCAUGGAGCUGCUGGGGCAGAAUGAGGUGGAUCACCGGCAGAGGAAAGUGGUCAUCCUGAGCCAGGACCGGUUUUACAAGGUGCUCACCCCCGAGCAGAAAACCAGAGCUCUGAAAGGCCAGUAUAACUUCGACCACCCUGAUGCCUUUGAUAAUGAGCUGAUGCACAGGACUCUGACCCAGAUCUUGGAGGGGCAGAUAGUGGAUGUGCCUAUGUACGACUUCAUCACUCAUUCAAGGCUUCCGGAGACCACAACUGUGUAUCCUGCAGACGUGUUGCUGUUUGAGGGGAUCCUGGCAUUUUAUAACCAGGAGAUAAGAGACAUGUUCCAGCUGAAGCUCUUCGUGGAUACGGACUCCGAUGUCAGGCUCUCCCGGCGAGUUCUGCGUGACAUGAAGCGCGGCCGAGACCUGGAACAGAUCCUCACUCAAUACACCACCUUUGUGAAACCUGCAUUUGAGGAGUUCUCCCUGCCGACCAAGAAAUACGCUGACGUCAUUAUUCCGCGGGGGGUGGAUAAUAUGGUGGCAAUUAACCUGAUCGUGCAGCACAUCCAGGACAUCCUGAACGGCGACAUCUGCAAGUGGCAGCGAGGGGUACUGAAUGGCCGCAGUCAGAAGAGGACGUUCCCAGGGCAAGGAGAAUCUGGAGGGCUCAUCCUACCAGGGAAACGUACCCACCUUGAGUCCAGCAGUCGGCCCCACUGAAAGAACAAGCGGAGACACUCCCAGUAGUGCUUCCUUUGCACGGUUUGGCUAAGACUCUAUUGCCCCCCCCCCCACCUGCAUGUGCAGGCUAAGCUCCAUUCCAUUAUCAUAUAGAAACACCAAGCCUGGUGCAAUAUAUCUCCUCUUGUGUCAGAGAGGCAACACAGCAUUUCCUGUUUGAAUUUUUAAAGGGGAAGUUCGGCUUCAAAUGUUUUUUUCUUUUACAAUUGCUUUCUAUUUUGUUUGUUACUGUGUAUUUAAAAGUUAGGUGUUAAAGCUCGACGGGUAAGUGGAUACAUUUCCCAGCAGAGUCUGUGAAAUCCCAGCAACUAAUGUUGCUGCUGAUUAAUGUAUCAUACGGCAAAGCUGCCCGUAUACGGAUAAAAGCUGCUGACUCUGACUCUCCAGGCCAUGCCCAGCAGCUUAUUAGGUUAUUUGUGUGAAGUUGAACUGCCCCUUUGAACUAUAUAACCCACCUUGCCACCAAAGAAUGUAUGGAGGGAAAGCAGACAGCUGCAUAGCAAUAGGACCGCGUAUAGAAAUAGUGGCAUGGCUCAGCUUUCCUUUAUCUUAUAUGAAAGUCCAGUUGUACAUAGCAGCGCCUCUAAUCUCCUGUCAGCUCCCUGUUAAUAAAAGCACACACUGUUGUAAAUAACAGCAGCUACACGGCCACUCACUAACAUUGCUACAUGGCACUCGCCUCCAAGCAUUGCUGCACUUUCCGGGGGCAGAUUAUUGGGUUGGGGCUAAGGAAACGACCACCCCCCUGGGGUAAGAUUCAGCCUUUUCCUAAAGCUCCGACCCUGUUGCUGCCCACUGAAUUUAUCCUGCUGAGUAAAUAGUUUAGGCUUCUAACAGUUUCCUGCUGCACCUUAGCCAGAGAUGGAUGUAUAAAUAUAUAGAGAGAGAGCCCGGGCUGUGUAUUUUAUAAAGCGGCUUAUUUUUAUAGAGUGGUUUUUGUGUAAUCGCUGCACUUUAAUUACUUUAUGAAGCUAAAAAAAAAUCCCAUGUUUUGGCUUAAGCCCCUCCCCUUCCCACAAGACAUUCAUCCAAGUCAUUGUUUCAUUUAAGCAGACAAGGAAGUGUUCUUUGCUCUCGUUAGUUGCUCCUUCCUUCUGUCAUGAUUUUUAUGAUGUAGUUUUUAUUUCUAAAUUACACUGUUUACACUGCAAAUAAUUCACUCUACAAUAUAAAAUUUCAUUCCU